AUGCGCGACCGCGGGCUCUUCGUCGCGGAAGGGCGGCUGGCGGUGGAGCGCCUCCUGGCGUCCCGUUUCCGCACGCGGGCGCUGUUGGUGAUCGACGGCGCACUGGAAGGGCUGGAACCGGCCCUGGCCGCCGGCAGGGGCGAACGCGAGCUCGACGUCUACGUCGCCGACUCCGCGCAGUUGCGGCUCGUCACCGGCUUCCGGUUCCACCGCGGCUGCCUGGCGCUGGGGGAGCGUCCCGCGCUCGGGGAGGAUGAUCCCCGACUGUCGCCGGUUGCGCCGGGAAGCCCGCUCGUGGUGCUCGAGGGCGUAUCGGAUCCGGACAACGUCGGGUCGAUCUUCCGCAAUGCCGCGGCGUUCGGUGCGGCCGGGAUAGUGCUGUCGCCGACCUGCGCGGACCCGCUCUACCGCAAGGCGAUCCGCACGUCGAUGGGGACGACCCUGCAGCUUCCGUUUCGGGUGGUCCGGGCGGGCGAGUGGCCGGGCAUCCUCGAGCGGAUCCGAGAAGCGGGAGCCCGCGUCGUCGCCCUCACCCCGCUGCAACCCGCGACCGAGAUCGAGGCGUUCGUGCGCCGCGGUUGCGAAGCGGGGGUCGCUCUGCUAUUCGGCAACGAAGGAGACGGCGUGAGCCGGACGGCGCUCGACCGGUGUGACGAGCGGGUCAGGAUCGACAUCGCCCCGGCCGUGGACUCGUUGAACGUGGCGCACGCGGCCGCUAUCGUUCUGCAGCGGAUCCGCGCCGUCAGUCGGCCAUGA
Messenger RNA from Geodia barretti, 756 nucleotides. Lineage: Eukaryota; Metazoa; Porifera; Demospongiae; Tetractinellida; Geodiidae. The record is from the annotation of a GenBank genome assembly.